AUGCCAAUGCUUUUAUCCUCUGCCAGCAUUUUGAAGCAAAGGGAGAUUUCUGAUCCAGAUCUGUUUGUAUUGACUUUUGGAUUCAACAUCCUUUGUGUAGUGGUAAGGAAAGAAGAGGUAUAUAAUAUUGUUAUGGCAUCUACCAAUGAAACAGUAGUAACAGAAUUCAUCUUAAUUGGAUUAUCUGACCAACCCAGAGCCCAGAUUAUCUUCUUUUGGCUCCUGUUGAUUGUGUACCUUGUUAGUCUUCUUGGCAAUGGCCUCAUCAUCACAUUAAUUAUUGUGGACCUCCAACUUCAUACUCCUAUGUAUUUUUUUAUUUGUGUCCUCUCCUUGAUAGACUUCAUUCUCAUCAACAAUGUAGUUCCUGAGGUUCUCAUCAACUGCUUCAUUUACAGGCCCACUAUUACGUUCUCCAGAUGUUUGUCUCAAAUGUAUCUGGGUCUAUUACUUGUCUCCACAGAGUGUGUUGUCCUUGCUGUCAUGGCUUAUGAUCGUUUUGCAGCUAUAUGCAAACCCUUACACUACAUGCAGAUCAUGAGUUGGAGAUUAUGUAUUUGUCUGAUGGCUAUGUCUGUAGGCUUUCCUUCCCUGACAACCCUUACCAAUGCACUAUUGCGACCCACUAAUUUUUGUGGUCAAUAUGUCAUCAAUCAUUUUGUAUGUGAAUUGCAGUCUUUCCUUAAACUGGCUUGCUCUGACACACAGAUUAGUGAGAUCUUCAUGCAAAUUGUCACCUUCACUCUUGUAAUCCCACCAUUUGGCUUCAUAGCCAUGACUUAUGGGAAAAUAGGUCAUGCUGUAUUGCGUAUCCAUUCAUCCCAUGAUCGCAGGAAGGCCUUCUCUACAUGUAGCUCCCAUCUUGCUGUAGUCAGUGUGUUUUAUGGGACAAUUAUGAUCAUGUACUUGAUGCCUCAAGGAAAAACUACUUCUGACAAGGAAAAGAUCCUAUCUGUAGUCUAUGGAGCUCUGACUCCUAUGCUGAAUCCUAUAAUUUAUAGCCUGAAAAACAAGGAUGUGAAGGGAGCUUUUUGGAAACUGAUCAGACAAAAGAUGACAGGAUAG
Messenger RNA from Protobothrops mucrosquamatus (brown spotted pit viper), 1065 nucleotides. Its product is annotated as olfactory receptor 13H1-like. Gene Ontology annotation, biological process: G protein-coupled receptor signaling pathway. Lineage: Eukaryota; Metazoa; Chordata; Lepidosauria; Squamata; Viperidae. Bases 1 to 1065 code for a protein of 354 amino acids. Gene Ontology annotation, cellular component: membrane. Gene Ontology annotation, molecular function: G protein-coupled receptor activity; olfactory receptor activity. The transcript is spliced from 2 exons. The record is from RefSeq and is a predicted model, not a curated record.